GUUCUUCCGCGACACUCCAACUCCUUCCUCUUCCUUUCCGUCGUCCUCUCUUCUCCUCCUCCUCCUCCUCCUCCUCCGCAAUCGCUUCGUCGAUCACGAGCUCGCGCAUCCAUGACUAUGAUGACUCCUCCGCCACCGCUGGAUCAGGAGGACGAGGAAAUGCUGGUCCCGCAUUCCGAUUUGGUCGUCGAGGGCCCUCAGCCCAUGGAAGGCGUGGCGCAAGUGGAUCCUACCGGCGUGGUGGAGAAUCAGCAACCGGAGGAGCCUCCUUCGAUGAAGUUCACUUGGAGGAUCGACAACUUCCCUAGGUUGAAUACGAGGAAGCACUAUUCCGAGGUUUUUGUGGUGGGCGGUUACAAAUGGCGGAUACUUAUUUUCCCGAAAGGAAACAACGUGGACCACUUAUCUAUGUAUUUAGAUGUGGCAGAUUCGGCAGCGCUGCCGUAUGGAUGGAGCAGAUACGCCCAGUUCAGUUUGGCUGUGGUGAAUCAGAUCAAUAACAAGUAUACAAUAAGAAAGGAUACGCAACAUCAGUUCAAUGUGAGAGAGAGUGACUGGGGUUUUACAUCCUUCAUGCCUCUUGGCGAGCUAUAUGAUCCUGGUAGAGGAUAUAUGGCAAAUGAUACAGUUUUCGUGGAAGCUGAGGUUGCUGUGCGCAAGAUUCUGGAUUACUGGUCAUACGACUCGAAAAAGGAGACUGGUUAUGUGGGACUUAAGAACCAAGGAGCCACCUGUUAUAUGAACUCUUUGUUGCAGACUUUGUACCAUAUACCAUACUUUAGAAAGGCUGUAUACCAUAUGCCAACAACUGAGAAUGACAUGCCUUCUGGAAGCAUUCCUUUGGCUCUUCAGAGUUUGUUCUAUAAGCUGCAAUAUUAUGAUAGCAGUGUCACGACAAAAGAACUGACAAGAUCAUUUGGAUGGGACACUUAUGAUUCAUUUAUGCAACAUGAUGUUCAAGAACUGAAUAGAGUCCUGUGUGAAAAGCUUGAGGAUAAAAUGAAGGGAACUGUGGUAGAGGGCACAAUACAGCAAUUAUUUGAGGGUCAUCAUAUGAAUUAUAUUGAGUGCAUCAAUGUAGACUAUAAAUCAACCAGAAAGGAAUCGUUCUACGAUCUACAGCUUGAUGUUAAAGGGUGUCGGGAUGUUUAUGCUUCUUUUGACAAAUAUGUAGAAGUUGAACGUCUUGAAGGUGACAACAAAUACCAAGCUGAGGAACAUGGUUUGCAGGAUGCAAAGAAGGGCGUCCUGUUUAUUGACUUCCCCCCAGUUCUGCAACUUCACCUUAAGCGGUUUGAAUAUGAUUUUAUGCGAGACACUAUGGUUAAGAUAAAUGAUCGCUAUGAGUUCCCUCUUCAGCUGGACUUAGACAGAGACAAUGGAAAAUAUUUGUCACCAGAUGCAGAUAGCAGUGUACGCAACCUUUAUUCUCUUCACAGUGUCUUGGUUCAUAGUGGUGGCGUUCACGGCGGUCAUUAUUAUGCCUUUAUCAGGCCCACACUCUCUGAUCAAUGGUUUAAAUUUGAUGAUGAACGGGUGACAAAAGAAGAUACAAAGAGGGCUUUGGAAGAACAGUAUGGGGGAGAGGAGGAGUUGCCGCAGACCAAUCCUGGUUUUAACAACACUCCCUUCAAAUUUACAAAAUACUCAAAUGCAUACAUGCUUGUGUAUAUACGUGACAGUGACAGGGACAAAAUAAUUUGUCACGUCGAUGAGAAGGACAUUGCAGAACAUUUGAGGAUAAGGUUGAAGAAGGAACAAGAAGAGAAGGAGGAAAAGAGAAAGUACAAAGCACAAGCCCAUCUUUAUACUAUAAUAAAGGUAGCACGAGAAGAGGAUCUUGUUGAGCAGAUUGGAAAAGAUAUAUACUUCGAUCUUGUGGACCAUGACAAAGUCCGAAGUUUUCGCAUUCAGAAGCAAAUUCAGUUUACUCUUUUCAAGGAGGAAGUUGCCAGAGAGUUCGGUGUACCUGUGCAAUGUCAGCGUUUCUGGUCAUGGGCAAAGAGGCAAAACCAUACUUACCGUCCAAAUCGGCCUCUAACACCCCAAGAGGAAGCUCAACCAGUUGGACAGUUAAAGGAGAUGUCAAACAAGGCAUACAAUGCGGAAUUAAAGCUGUUCUUGGAAGUUGAUCUUGGGCUGGAUCAGGUUCCUGUUUCACCACCCGAAAAAUCUAAAGAAGAUAUCUUGCUAUUCUUCAAACUUUACAACCCUGAGAAAGGAGAACUGCGAUAUGUAGGUAGGCUCUUUGUGAAGAGUUCUGGUAGACCAGUUGAAAUUUUGCCAAGAUUAAAUGAGAUGGCAGGCUUCAAUCAAGAUGAAGAAUUAGAACUAUUUGAGGAGAUAAAGUUUGAGCCUUCUGUCAUGUGUGAGCAUCUUGACAAGAAGGCAUCAUUUCGAACGAGUCAGAUUGAAGAUGGGGACAUCAUUUGCUUUCAAAAAGCUCGAAUAGACAAUGAAGAUGAAUUUCGUUAUCCAGAUGUUCCUUCUUACUUGGAGUAUGUGCAUAACCGCCAGAUUGUUCAUUUUCGAUCAUUGGAAAGACUAAAGGAGGACGAUUUCGUCCUAGAGUUGUCCAAACUACAUAAUUAUGAUGAAGUGGUGGAAAGAGUGGCUCAACAAGUUGGGCUGGAUGAUCCAUCAAAAAUUAGGCUUACAUCUCACAAUUGCUACUCUCAACAACCCAAGCCUCAACCAAUCAAGUUUCGAGGGGUAGAGCGUCUUUCAGAUAUGCUAGUCCAUUAUAACCAGAUCUCUGAUAUAUUGUACUACGAAGUAUUGGACAUCCCUCUCCCAGAGUUGCAAGGUCUAAAGAACUUGAAAGUUGCGUUUCAUCAUGCCUCAAAGGAUGAGGUUGUAAUUCAUCAUAUUAGACUUCCAAAGCAGAGCACAGUUGGUGAUGUUAUUAAUGAACUUAAGACAAAGGUAGAUUUGUCUCGUCCUGAUGCAGAACUUAGACUUCUUGAAGUCUUCUAUCAUAAGAUCUACAAGAUCUUUCCUUCCAGUGAGAAAAUUGAGAAUAUAAAUGACCAGUACUGGACAUUGCGUGCUGAGGAGAUUCCCGAAGAAGAGAAGGACCUUGGGCCGCAUGAUCGCUUGAUUCAUGUUUACCACUUCACGAAGGAAACUCCUCAAAAUCAGCUGCAUGUGCAGAACUUUGGAGAACCCUUUUUGUUGGUCAUUAAUGAAGGUGAAACAUUAGCUGAAGCAAAAGUGCGCAUACAAAAGAAACUGCAAGUUUCAGAUGACGCAUUCGCCAAGUGGAAGUUUGCAUUUCUUUCGUUGGGUCGCCCAGAGUAUCUUGAGGAUUCUGAAAUUUUAUCAAACCGUUUUCAGAGGAGAGAUGUUUAUGGCGAACAGUACCUUGGAUUGGAGCACUCUGAUGCUCCCAAGAGGUCUUAUGUGGUGAAUCAGAACCGUCACACUCAUGAGAAGCCUGUUAAAAUAUACAACUAAGAAGAGCUGAGGAUUUAACGGGACCUUCCAUUUAAGGACUACUUGAUGAUAAUGAUGUGGAGGUUGAGAACGCUUGUUGCAUCUAAGUGAUGGCCUGGGUGACCAUAGUACAUGUAGGCUAAAUUAUUCUUUAGCACGGGUGAGGAAGUUGGGUGUCCGCUCUUCAAGGGAAUCUCUUCUCAUAUGGCCCUGCUUGAGCUCUUCCUCUUUCUAAGGGAUUUUCUUGUUUCCCGGUCUGUCGUCCUCCUGCGUCUGUAAUUUAGCAGUGCAUAAGAAGAUUUUGGAUGAGGGUGUUUAUAGCGGGAAUCGUUCCAUUUUACUAUCUUCUUUCCCUUUUCAUUUGAUCUUUUUUGUAGUUCGGUUUUUAAGUAUAGUGGGGGACGACCUCAAAAUUUCAAGUGGCUGGUUGUACCCGAUUAAGGGUGUUGUAGAAAGAGCUGCACCACUUAGCAGUCCUGAUUGCUCUGUUCAUCCAUGUCAUAAUUAUAGCGAUCAUUUGUUUCGUUCAA
Syzygium oleosum is the source of this 3965-nucleotide messenger RNA. Its product is annotated as ubiquitin C-terminal hydrolase 12-like. The transcript has 32 exons. Bases 112 to 3456 code for a protein of 1114 amino acids. Gene Ontology annotation, cellular component: cytosol; nucleus. The record is from RefSeq and is a predicted model, not a curated record. Lineage: Eukaryota; Viridiplantae; Streptophyta; Magnoliopsida; Myrtales; Myrtaceae. Gene Ontology annotation, molecular function: cysteine-type endopeptidase activity; protein binding; cysteine-type deubiquitinase activity. Gene Ontology annotation, biological process: regulation of protein stability; protein deubiquitination.